Acanthoscelides obtectus is the source of this 1370-nucleotide messenger RNA. The record is from the annotation of a GenBank genome assembly. NCBI's taxonomy places the organism in Eukaryota, Metazoa, Arthropoda, Insecta, Coleoptera, Chrysomelidae.
UGCCGGUAAUACAGUUACCUCGAUUUUGCCAGGAGAGGAGAGGAUAACCUUGGUGUUGCCAGUUCGUCCAUAUGUAUUUGUGUUGUGCCUUGUGCUCUUUAGGUUAAUAAAACGAUAAUAUGUCAAGGAAAAUCAUGAAGAAAUAAAAAUCAACAUGGUAAAGCUAUCCACAGUGAUUUUAUCUGAAAUUAAACAAAAGACGACGCGGAGGUAUCUCCGUGAAGGUUUUAAGGAUACGUUACGAAUUUUUGUACAAGGCGGUGCAGGAGGCAAUGGUUUACCAAAAUUUGGUGGUGUUGGUGGUAAAGGAGCUAACGUAGUAGCAGUGGCUAAAGAAAAUUUAACACUUGAACAAGUUUAUAAAGCGAAUCGCAGCAAAAGAUAUAUUGCGGCUUCAGGGCGACAUUCUACACACAAUUUCAUAUUGGGAACUCCAGGAGAAGAUCUGAAGGUUGAAGUUCCAGUUGGUGUGACACUUGUUACAGAUUUUGGAAAGAAACUCGGAGAAUUAAAUGAGGAAAAUGAAGAAUUGGUAUUGGCAAAAGGGGGCCCUGGAGGACAUCCAAAAAAUGGAUUCUUAGGUGUUAAAGGAGAAGCUUAUCCUGUGAAGUUAGAUCUAAAAUUGAUAGCUGAUAUUGGGCUAGUAGGAUUUCCAAAUGCUGGGAAAAGUACUUUAUUAAAGGCUAUAUCACAUGCUAAACCUAGGAUUGCUGCCUAUCCUUUUACAACUGUGAGACCAAAUAUAGGUAUUCUGUCCUAUAAAGACUUGAGACAGAUAUCAAUGGCAGACCUGCCAGGUUUGAUAGAAGGAGCUCACAAAAACAAAGGGAUGGGACAUCAAUUCCUGAAACAUGUAGAAAGAACAAAGUUACUUCUCAUGAUUGUCGAUAUCAAUGGCUUCCAGUUAAGUCCUCAGUAUCCUCACAGAAGUUGUUUAGAGACAAUUAUGCUACUUAUUAAGGAGCUGGAAAUGUACAAUGCCGAACUGGUGAAAAAACCGUCAAUUCUUGUUAUCAAUAAAAUGGAUACUGAGGGAUCUAUUCAGCGGUUUGAAGAAGUCAAAGAUAAGCUGAAAAAUCUUAAAGAAUCGUUUAAAGACUAUCCAAGUGAAAUAAGACCAGAAAACAUCUUGAAGUUCUGUGAUAUAAUACCAGUGUCGGCGAAAGAAAGACCUGCAGAUGUAGAAUAUGUAAAAAAUAGACUUAGGAAUCUGCUAGAUGUCCUUGCUGAACUUGAACAGCAAGAACAGCUAAAAGCAAAUAGUGGGCUGUAUCAAGAAAUCAGGCAAAAAAUAAGCGAAAAACAGCCAAUUCGCGUAUGAAUGCGAGUGUAAUGUAUAAUAAGGAAAAUAAAGGUAAUAUUUUGAUUAA